Paramecium sonneborni is the source of this 180-nucleotide messenger RNA. The record is from the annotation of a GenBank genome assembly. NCBI's taxonomy places the organism in Eukaryota, Ciliophora, Oligohymenophorea, Peniculida, Parameciidae.
AUGGUAAAUUAAGUCUAGGAAUCUUUUUUAUCAGUUUAAUCACUAUUAAAUAGAUUAAUACAUGUAUAUUUGAUUAACAUAUUUCAUUAUGAUAAAUACAAAAACUAUAAAAAGAUAAAGGAAGAGAAAUAAAUGUAUACCAUAUAAAGAUUGCCUAAUAUAGAUAAGAAAUUUUAAUGA